Tympanuchus pallidicinctus (lesser prairie-chicken) is the source of this 1401-nucleotide messenger RNA. RefSeq names its product NME/NM23 nucleoside diphosphate kinase 6 (gene NME6). Bases 46 to 606 code for a protein of 186 amino acids. The record is from RefSeq and is a predicted model, not a curated record. Gene Ontology annotation, molecular function: nucleoside diphosphate kinase activity. The transcript is spliced from 5 exons. NCBI's taxonomy places the organism in Eukaryota, Metazoa, Chordata, Aves, Galliformes, Phasianidae. Gene Ontology annotation, biological process: CTP biosynthetic process; GTP biosynthetic process; UTP biosynthetic process.
GAGUGACGUCAUCACCCGCACGACGCCACGUGAGAGGAGGGCGUCAUGGCGGCCGCGGCGUGUUCCAAGCGGCCCCUGCAGCUGACGCUGGCGCUGCUGAAGCCGGACGCCGUCGCCCAUCCGCUGGUGCUGGAGGCCGUGCAUGAGAUCAUCCUCAGCAAUCGCCUCCUCAUCGUGCGCGCCAAGGAGCUGCGCUGCGGGCGGGAACAGAGCCGCCGCUUUUACCGGGAGCACGCGGGGCGAUUCUUCUACCAGCGGCUGGUGGAGUUCAUGGCCAGUGGCCCCAUGUGGGCUUAUAUCUUGGCCCAUGAGAAUGCCAUCUCCCUCUGGAGAUCCCUGAUGGGACCCACCAAAGUGUUCCGAGCUCGAAACUGUGUCCCAGACUCCAUCCGAGGAGCUUAUGGCCUCACUGACACCAGGAAUACCACCCAUGGUUCAGAUUCCCCAGCGUCAGCCAGCAGGGAAAUUGCCUUCUUCUUCCCAGAGUUCAAUGAACAGCUGUGGUACCAGCAGGAGGAGCCACGUCUGCGCUGUGGGCAGAUGUAUUACAAUGCAGAGAAGCGUGUCCACUGUGUGAUCAGGGGAGAAGAAACAGAGAUGACAUGAGUUACAUGGGAGUAUGGUCUCUGCUGAGCUGGCUUUAGCUGCUAGCCACACUGUUUGGGUCAGUCCCAUAACAAGACACAGAGUCAUGACGUGUCUUAAGGACUGUGGGGAAAGGGAAGGCAGAUGAGCAUCGUGCUGUGCUGCUCAGGAUUGUGAUUUGUGCAGCAUGCAGGUGCUGGGACACUCCUGAAACAACUUCUCCACUAGCAGUACUGAAAGUCAACACAGAGAUAAAGCCAUGCACUUCCCCAGCCCUCGUGUUUUUAUCUGUGUGUGAGCAGUGCAGGUGAACACUGAGGACUUGGCAGCUAGGGGAUGACGAGCGUUGCUGAUAGUAGGCCCGUAUUCUUACUGUCUGCUCUGUUCCCUCCUUCCCUUAUGAAGGGUUUAAUGGGAUGAAUAUGGAAAAAAAUGCAGUGGUGAGCAGAGCAGUGGUAACCCUUCUGUUAUUGCUUUCCUGGAUCCGAGCUGGGAGGAGAGGUGGCCUUCAAACUCAUAUAAAAAUUCUUAUGGUAGGCACCUACUGGAGGCACAGUUGGAAGUUGUUCUCAGUAGGAAAGCAGUUCCUUUUAGUCUGGGCUGACAACCCUAUGGCUGAUCUUCUAGCAGUGAUUGCAGAAAGGUGUGGAGCAGCCCGGUGCCUGUGGAGGAUCAUAAAUUGUUUGCUUUUAAAUCUUCUGGAACGUGGGGUUGGUGGCUCUGAUGGAACCUGAGAGUGGCUGUUAGGACUGCGAAUAUUGGGAGUGUGCAAUAAAGGCCAAAAGUCUGUGAUUCAGUGCAGGUACGCAGACACCA